UUCAAACCUCAAAAAGGGGAAAAACACGAAGAUCUGUAUACGAAAACAGGGUUGUUAUGAUGUACAAUCACUUUGUGUUCCAGAGUCAAUAUUGACUGCAGACCUGGUGAACCUGGCUCUCUGCACGUCAUGCCUAUAGGGUCAUCCACCGAUCAAAGCAUGCUUUGUCAAAAGAUGUUUCACAUCUGCCGACAGCGUGUCAAUCAUUAACUCCUCUGGGGGCCAGAUGUUCGUAUAAGUACCGCGGCAUCGGAGAAAUCAGUUUAGAAGCAAAAGUGAAGACCUGCAGAGCCACUUGUGACACGUUGUCUGUGAUAAGUGCAAAAUCAAUCAACUUUACGUCUGAGAAGGAGGAGCCCGUUUUGUCCGAGGAUGCCCGGAUUACAUGAGAAGAUGACGCUGGUUGCGGCAGCGGCCGCUCUGGCCGUCUUGGCCUCGGUGAGGUCGUCCCCGGUGCUGGAGCCGGAGCCCAUCCGCUGCGCCGCCUGUACGCAGGAGACGCUCGCCGGAUGUCCCGCCGUCCCGACGGAUUGCGCACAGGUGCGCCGUGAGUCUGGCUGCGGCUGCUGCAUGGCCUGCGCUCUGGAGAAGGGAGCGUCCUGCGGGGUCCACACGGCCCACUGCGGCGGGGGCCUCCGCUGCACCCCGAGGCCCGGAGAGGCCAAGCCGCUCCACGCUCUGACCAGAGGACAGGGGGUCUGCACCGAGGACCUGGGCCAAGAGGUAGCUGUGUCUGACCAGGGCUCUCUGCACUACCUGCUGGGCCUCAACCUUCCCUUGGACCCCCAAGACCCCGCUGAGGGCCACGAGAGCAUCAGGACCAAGGUCAACGCCAUCCGCAACAAGCUCAUGCAAGAGGGUCCCUGUCACGUGGAGCUGCGCGCAGCAGUGGACGCGAUCUCCAGCUCGCAGAGGAAACUCGGGGAGAAGUUCACCACCUUCUACCUGCCCAACUGCGACAGGCGCGGCUACUACCAGGCCAAGCAGUGUGAGUCCUCUUUGGUCGGGCCACCCGCGCGUUGCUGGUGCGUCUCACCCUGGAACGGGAAGAAGCUCUCGGAGUCCAGCGACCUGCCGAGCGACUCGGAGUGCCACCAGGAAGUCACUCUGUAGAGGAAGGACGCGCUGCAGGCGCAUCCGACAACAUGUUUCACAAAAGGAGUGUCAGCCCCCCCCCCCUGAUGAACUGACUUCUACACACACACACACACACGAACACACACACUAAAACGCACUCAUUCACACGAAAUGUCAAAUCCUAUUUGGGAAGAGGGAAACUCAUAUUAUUUACAUGAUGUAUGUAUCGAGACUUAUUUAUUCUUAUAGCAUUAACAAUUUGUCAUUUUAUAUGUUUGCCCGUAUGUUUUUUCUUCUUCUUCUUCUCUCUCUUCCCGAUUGUAAAUAGGGCAACACUGUAUACUUUUUGUGUUUCUCACUAAAUAACUCCAUUGCGCAAAAAGAAACCACGAGUCCUUCGCACUGCCAGGCCCCUUCCAGAGGUUCAGGGCCAGUCUUCGUGUAUUCAUUCAGGACGGCAGCAGUGAGAAUGACACAGCCGCUCAUUCAUUCCACGUGUUGACAUUGUCUGAAUGUAUCUCCAUUGGCGUUUCCUCAAUGGGUAUUGGGGGAAAUACUUAAAGUGCCGCAAGUAUGCGCCACGGUGGCCGAGCACAAACACAUCCGCGCUCAUCCCGGCGGCGCGAGGCCCGGGAUGGGCCGCGUGUGUCUACCUCUACCGGUCCCUGCAGGUCCUCGGGUUUAGAGCAGGCUCUUAGCCAGACGCCUCCUUCCUUUGCAUCUAUUCAAGUAUUUAUUAUCGUCCACUCGGUGUGAGUUUGUUUGUUUGUUUGUAAAGGCUGCUAUCCAACUUGGUUGUGUUGAAACAAUGUGUAUAUUCUUCUAAUUCUGUACAUGUUAUUAAAAUGUUAUUUAAUCCCAA
Messenger RNA from Pseudoliparis swirei, 1939 nucleotides. Its product is annotated as insulin-like growth factor-binding protein 1. Bases 373 to 1113 code for a protein of 246 amino acids. Gene Ontology annotation, molecular function: insulin-like growth factor I binding; insulin-like growth factor II binding. The record is from RefSeq and is a predicted model, not a curated record. Gene Ontology annotation, cellular component: extracellular region. Gene Ontology annotation, biological process: regulation of insulin-like growth factor receptor signaling pathway. The transcript has 4 exons. NCBI's taxonomy places the organism in Eukaryota, Metazoa, Chordata, Actinopteri, Perciformes, Liparidae.